AUGCAGUUCGCGUUACCUCCUCGGGGUGGCGCUCUUCCGCUACAUACAAGUAGCGGCCGUUCUCGACUCUCGUAUCAGCGCCGGAGACAGCUAAAGGUGGCCGCAAUAUUAGGUUUCGCAGUCAUUUCAUUAUUUUUUCUCUUCUCUUAUCUCCAUUCCUCGAGUAUAAUAUCGACCAUACCUGCAGGAACCUCAGGGAUCGUUAUUGUGACAGUUUUGGAUCGCGCGGCGUUGAGCGAGAAGUACAUCCACCGGAUUAAGAAGAACAGGGAAGACUAUGCCAAACAACACGGCUAUACGAAUUUCUUCGCGGAUGUCUCUGACUACGAAUCUACGCUUGACAAUGCCCCGCGAAGCUGGGCCAUGGUUCCUGCCCUUCGUCAUGCCAUGACGCUUUACCCCCAUUCAGCGUACUUCUACCACCUGGGUCCUCAUGCCUUGAUCAUGGACCAAUCCAAGUCACUGGAGUCGCAUCUCUUGGGUAAAAACCGCCUCGAGUCGUUAAUGCUCAAGAACGUCCCUGUCGUGCCGCCAAACAGCGUCGUCAAGACCCUCCCGCACCUCACUUCGAAGGAUAUAGAGCUUGUCUUCACAGUUGAUGACGCGGAUUUGAGCACUGGGAGCUUUGUGAUUCGACAAGGAGAGUUCGCGGAUUUCUUCCUCGAUGUCUGGUCCGAUCCAUUGUAUCGGAACUAUAACUUUGUAAAGGCAGAGACGCACGCCUUGGACCAUAUCGUUCAGUGGCACCCAACAAUCCUGGCUAGGUUGGCGUUGGUUCCCCAACGGAUUAUCAAUGCCUACAGCGAAGAUUCCCCUGAUGUCACUGCAGAUGGAAUCUAUAGGGAUGGGGACUUUGUCAUUCGAUUUCACGCAUGCGAAAGCGAUCCUUCACGAAGCUGUGAUAAAGAAAUGGAGCUGUACUAUGAUUUAUGGGAAAAGAAAGUAGACGGCGAUUAG
This is a messenger RNA of Aspergillus chevalieri, 957 nucleotides long. RefSeq names its product putative alpha-1,6-mannosyltransferase subunit. The transcript has 3 exons. Gene Ontology annotation, molecular function: alpha-1,6-mannosyltransferase activity. Bases 1 to 957 code for a protein of 318 amino acids. The record is from RefSeq and is a predicted model, not a curated record. Lineage: Eukaryota; Fungi; Ascomycota; Eurotiomycetes; Eurotiales; Aspergillaceae. Gene Ontology annotation, cellular component: mannan polymerase complex; Golgi membrane. Gene Ontology annotation, biological process: protein N-linked glycosylation.